This is a messenger RNA of Epinephelus moara (kelp grouper), 1887 nucleotides long. RefSeq lists its product as uncharacterized. Gene Ontology annotation, cellular component: mitochondrion. The transcript is spliced from 10 exons. Gene Ontology annotation, biological process: glycerophospholipid biosynthetic process. Lineage: Eukaryota; Metazoa; Chordata; Actinopteri; Perciformes; Serranidae. Bases 1 to 1326 code for a protein of 441 amino acids. The record is from RefSeq and is a predicted model, not a curated record.
AUGGGCAAGUCUGUGUUCUGGACUCUGGUUCUGAACUCUGUGUUCUGGACUCUGGUUCUGGACUCUGGUUCUGGACUCUGUGUUCUGGACUCUGGUUCUGAACUCUGUGUUCUGGACUCUGUGUUCUGGACUCUGGUUCUGGACUCUGUGUUCUGGACUCUGGUUCUGGACUCUGCAGGCAUCCUCUUUGACGUAGAUGGCGUCCUGCUUCGCGGUGGCUCGUUGAUUCCAGCGGCUCAACGAGCUUUCCGGAAGCUUGUGGACCAAAACAACAACUUCCUGUUUCCCAUUGUCUUUGUCACCAACGCAGGAAGCUGUCAGAGACAUUACAAGGCCCAACAGCUGUCUCACCUGCUGGACAUCCAGGUUGCCCCAGAGCAGGUGGUUCUUUCCCACAGUCCUUUGCAGAUGAUGAAGAGUUUUCACGAUAAAUGUGUCCUGGUGUCUGGACAGGGACCAGUGACGGACAUCGCCAACACUCUGGGUUUUCAGAAGGUGGUGAGUGUGGAGCAGCUCAGAGAACACCACCCUCUGCUGGACAGGAUGGAGCACAACAGGAGCCCAUCACUUCCUGCGUGUCCUCUUCCGACUCUCCCCCGGAUACAAGCUAUCAUCCUGUUCGGAGAGCCAAUCAGAUGGGAGACCAACCUGCAGCUGCUGAUCGACGUGCUGCUGACCAAUGGAAGACCAGGCUGCAUGUACGAAGCUCAGGUGGCAUCCCAGCUGCCGGUGCUCGCCUGUAACAUGGACCUGAUGUGGAUGGCUGAGGCGCCAUCACCACGGUUUGGUCACGGGAUGUUCCUGCUGUGUCUGGAGUCGGCCUACAGGAAGCUGACGGGCCAUGAGCUGCAGUACCAGGCCCUGCUUGGAAAACCCGCCCUGCUGACAUACCAGUACGCCGCUCGUCUGCUGAGGCUGCAGAACCACCACCACCAGCUGACCACCAUCUACGCCAUUGGCGACAACCUGAUGACAGAUAUCUAUGGUGCUAACCUGUUCAACCGCUACCUGGCUCAGCAGCAUGCUGCUAUGACGACUACCACCAAGCUUGUUGCCAAGGGAAUGGGCAGUCAGGUGGCAAUGGUGAUGGCGGAGGAGGAGGCGGCGUGUCCAGCUGCUCAGUGUCGAACCAUUCUGGUGUGUACAGGUGUCUAUAACCCUCACUCUCCGUUACCUAGCGACCGCAGCAACGCGGUCACGGAGACGAUCUUCCACGGUCACAGAGACCUAGUGCUGGAGCCUGACCUGGUGGAGCCGCAUCACGUCGUGGAGGACGUGGAGGCUGCCGUCGACCUGCUGCUGCAGCAGGAGAACUCUCCUACCUGACCUCUUACACCACAUGACACCACCUGACCUCUGACACCACCUGACACCUCUGACACACCUGACACCUCUGACACCACCUGACCUCUGACACCUCUGACCUCUGACACCACCUGACCUCUGACACCCCUGAUGUCUGACACACCUAACCUCUGACACCACUUGACCUCUGACACCACCUGACCUCUGACACCACUUGACCUCUGACACCACUUGACCUCGGACACCUCUGACACCACUUGACCUCUGACACCUCUGACCUCUGACACCACCUGACCUCUGACACCCUUGACGUCUGACACACCUAACCUCUGACACCACUUGACCUCUGACACCACCUGACCUCUGACACCACUUGACCUCUGACACCCCUGACCUCUGACACCACUUGACCUCGGACACCUCUGACACCACUUGACCUCGGACACCUCUGACACACCUAACCUUGGACUUUAACCCUUUAACGUUGAAUAAUCUUUAUUGGUCUAACUUCUGUUUAAUAUGAUUCUAUUAUUAAUAAUUUUAUACAUGUGGAACUUUCAUAUUUUAUAUUUUACUGAAAUA